AUGUCGUUAACAUUGAAGCUCUCCUCCUUGGCCAUUCGGACCUUGUCCAAACCUAUUGCAUCACAAAUCAAGGCCCAAGCACGCGAACAUGAACGGUUUCGCAAAAUCUGCGUCUCGAUGGCGCAAGCUCUCCAUCGAUUCGAUAUGCGUCUUCGGUUAGGCUCUAUCCGCGAUAACGCGGCCUCCCAAAAAAGAGCGGCCGCCGAAGCAGAAGCCCGAAAGCACAGACCCUCAAUGCCCACCGUCAAGAAUGCCUCCGAAACAAGAGCCGCGGAGGAUGCCGAAGCAAAGGUCAAGGCGGCCGCAGAAGAAGCGUCUAAACCCCAUCAUUACCGUAUCCGACCUUUGUCCGAGUCCAAGGCCAUCGAGUCCGGUGCCAACUUUAUCUCCGAAUCCUUCCUCUUCAUGGUCGCUGGAGGCCUGAUCCUGUUCGAGUCCUGGCGGUCUCGUAACAAGGAGAGUACCCGAAGAGAGGGUGUGGAAGGUCGACUAGCCGAGCUAGAAAAGUCUGAGCAGGCUGCGCGGGGGGCUCUGAUGGCACUGGAGAAAGAGCUGCUCCAACUCAAAGAGAAGCCUGUUGACUUGCCCGAGAUAAGAACCCUGGCCCCGGAAAUCCAUGAGCAGGCUCCUGAAGUAGACGAACCGGAAGUUGCACAAAGUUCACUGUCGAGCUCCUCCGAUCUCACUUCUGAGCAAAGUGCCGAGACUCCAGCCCCAGCUCCAGAGGCGCUUCCUACGCCGGUUGCGCCGAACAGAAAGUCUGCAUCUAUGAGUCCAGCGUUUCCUACGCCAACUGCGCCAAACAGACCCUCUGCAUCUGAGAUCCAGGCGCUGACUACGCCAAUUGCGCCAAACAGAAUGUCUGCAUCUAAGAGCAUGUCUUUAGUGUUAUCGACCUUGGCUUCCAACGCAUUGGCUCGCUGGAACCUUUUGUCGGUCGUUCCUUCCUCGGUGGAGCCUGCUUCUUUACCUCUACCACCUUCACCUUCUUUACCUCUUUUGCCUGUUCUACUUCAUUCGCCUCCCUUCAGACAUUCACUUCAAACCUCAACUCUCACGUCUAGCUUCCCAUCACCUUCUUCAUUGCCCCCUCUCCCACCCUCACCCAUCAUGGCUCCACCCGUCUCUGGAUUGCGCGGUACCUACAAUACGAACCUUCGCAGCCGGGAUGAAUGGGGGAGGAUCGGUCCUAUGAUUACGGCCUUGGGAACGAUGACUGAGACCUUCCCUCGGACCUCGGGACGGGACUUCAGCUUUGAACUCACUUGUCACUUCCCUCCAGUCCAGACGUUUGAUGCCUCUCGCUUAGUGAGGACUGUCAAUGUCAAUGCCCUACUCCUGUCGCCUGCUCAUUUCCAAGUCAAACACCGACGCGAUACGGGCACCACCAUUCAACAGUUUGCUGAAUCUAACAAGAGAUCUGCGAGCGUGAUUCUGUACUUGAUGGAUUCAAGCUCGUCCGGUGCACAGCAAAUCGAGGCCACUCAAGCACUUGGCGCACUGCACCACUGCCUGUCGCUAGGGAUUGCCGAUCCACCUCCCGUCCUAGUGAUUUCAGAUGCAUCAUACCUUCUAGAUUGCGUUGAAGGGUUCAUGAGGAGCCUGUCUCGGGUAAUUCACCUUGACAGCAAAGCCAGUGCCUUCGGUCAGAAGCUUGACACUCCAGUAAAGCGAGAGACCCCGUUCGGAAACCCUAACCUGCCGCCUUCAAUGAAAGUCAGUCCCUUCGCCCAACCUUUUGACUUAGCCAACAGACAGCCCUCGUUCGGCUCCAUCGCCAGUUCUACUACAGAGCUUACUGUUCCUGGGAGUUUCGGAACGCAUUCUUCUCUGUUUGGCCCCGGUGCCGGCUUCAAGGUUGCUGAGACCCUCGGAGCACCCAAGUCACUGUUUGGCCCCGGUGCCGGCAUCAGCCCUAGCUCUGGUCUUACGGCUCCGGUUACUGAGACCCCCGGAGCACCCAAGUCACUGUUUGGCACCGGGACCUCCCCCGCCCCCGAAGGGAACAAACCAUCACUGUUUGGCCCUGGCCCUGGCACCGGUACGACCGAUAGUUCUAGCUCUCUUUUUGGCCGCAGCUCCAGUGUAGCCCCCCAGGUGAGCGACAACCAGUUGAUUUCCAGACGAUUCUGA
This is a messenger RNA of Penicillium salamii, 2133 nucleotides long. NCBI's taxonomy places the organism in Eukaryota, Fungi, Ascomycota, Eurotiomycetes, Eurotiales, Aspergillaceae. The record is from the annotation of a GenBank genome assembly.